GAUAAGAACAUAAGAACAUUCGCACGCUCCAAUUUUACUGAAGUGGCUUUGCGUGGCUGAUAAGCUCUAAGCUAAAGCAUCUUAGCUUUUUUGAAGUCGCGUGUGGAAAUUAUUCAACUCAGCCUUGUCAACGGACAAUUAUCCUACACAUUGUUCAUCCACAGACUCCAUCAUCGUAUCGAGUCUAUUCAACUACUUAUACGAAGUGGCGAAACACGUUAUAUCUUAGAUUUAUUGUCCUUCAUCUACGUAGGGAAGGCAAGGCCACUGCGCCUAAGUCCGUCGCGCAUUCUAGCGAAAGAGGCAUCCGCCAACGGAAACAGACAAGAUGGCGGCUCCUAAGAUGACGAAGAAUCAGAAGCGCAGGGCGAAGAAGAAGGCAGACAAACAGGCAAAACCGGAGGACACUCCUAAAGCCGAUGACAGUCCCCAGGUUGAACCGAGUGAGGAUCAAUCGAAACCGGCGACUGAUGUGUCUGAGAAGACUGACACCGCAGAACUCGACGUUAAGAAGACACCUACUGCGUCAGAUAAGAUACCUGCCGAUGGACCCGCCGAUGGACCCGCCGAUGACGAUGAAGACUACGGUUUCGACCGUGAAGAUCCCGCCUAUUCCAUGUAUAAGGAUAUUUUUACCAAAUUUGGCGUGUCGAGAGAGGAAGACGACAUCGCAAAAGAGGCCAACGCUGGCAACCAGGGCGAGGUUUAUUUUGAUGACGAUAAUGAUAUACCUGACGAGGAAGAGGAGAGAGGCGCGCAGCCUAAGCUAUCCAAGAAGAAGCGGAAGAUGCUCAACAAGCUUUCUAUUGCAGAGCUGAAGGCGUUGGUGAGGAAGCCGGAGGUUGUGGAAUGGCAUGAUACAUCAUCGUCAGAUCCUCGAUUGUUAGUGCAGAUCAAGGCGCAACGAAACGUGGUUCCAGUCCCUUCCCAUUGGUCGCUGAAGCGCGAGUAUCUUUCGUCCAAGCGAGGUAUCGAAAAACCUGCGUUUAAGUUACCCAAGUUUAUUGCAGAUACGGGCAUCGCGGAAAUGAGAGAUGCUGUGCUAGAGAAGCAAGCAGAGCAGACUUUGAAGCAGAAGCAGCGCGAAAGAGUGCAACCGAAAAUAGGCAAAUUGGAUAUUGACUAUCAGAAGCUUUACGAUGCUUUCUUCAGAUUUCAGAGCAAACCUCAGCUGACGCGCUUUGGAGAGGUUUAUUACGAAGGCAAGGAGUAUGAGACAGAUUUACGACAUCUCCGGCCAGGAGAGAUCAGCGACCCCCUCAAGGAAGCACUAAGCAUUCCUCCCGGUGCUCCUCCGCCUUGGCUCAUCAACCAGCAAAGAUUCGGCCCUCCACCUUCUUAUCCGUCCCUCCGCAUUCCCGGACUCAACGCCCCUAUCCCACCCGGAGCUCAAUGGGGUUUCAACCCGGGAUGUUAUGGCAAGCCGCCCGUAGACGAAUACAACAGGCCGUUGUACGGAGGUGAUAUUUUCGGUAUCAUGCAACCGUCUCAAACAGCGCCCCCGCCCGGUGAGCCUAUUGAACGCACGUUAUGGGGUGAACUUCAAGAGCCUGAAGAGGAGUCUGAGGAAGAGGAGGAAGAGGAAUCUGAAGAGGAGGAGGAUGAAGAGGAUGUUGGCGCUGGGUUGCAGACUCCGUCUGGCAUGGAAACUCCUGGUGGCUUGGCUAGCAAUGUGCCUACGGAGUACGGUACUGCUACCGAAUCGGUAGCCGGAGAAUUGGACCUACGAAAAUCUCGCCGUGGCUACGAGACAGAAGACAGCACUCAUCCUCGCGCAGCUUACACAGUCCUCCAAGAGAAGCAGGCCAGAGCCGAAGGUUUCUUUGGCAGCGAUCGCGUGUAUGAUCUCAAGAAUGCGGGUGGAGACAUGCGCGUUCUUGGCCAGGAUGACGAGGGCAGUCGAAAACGCAAGAAGCCUGGCGACGUAGACGUGUCUUUCGACCCGGAUGCGUUGGUAGACGGCAUUAGCAAGGAUGAAAUGCGACGAAGAUUCGAAGAAGGCCGGCGUGAGGAAGGCGUCGGUGCUAACUGGAGGAGAGAAGAGGGGCUUGACGAGAUGAUUGCGAACGAAAGCCGCAAGAGGUUGAAGCGGGACGAGGAGAAGAGGGAGGAAAAGAAGAAGUACAGGUUCUAAGUUGACAAGCUCCUUUUCGAGGGCCAGCAUCAACUUGGCGUGUACUCAAUAGUGUGUAGUAAUAAGGAUGAUCGGUGAUUCGUAGCACCAGAUAUUGGGGCGUCAAUUCAAUCGACAAUAAUAACUC
Annulohypoxylon truncatum is the source of this 2261-nucleotide messenger RNA. RefSeq names its product DUF382-domain-containing protein. Gene Ontology annotation, biological process: mRNA splicing, via spliceosome. The record is from RefSeq and is a predicted model, not a curated record. NCBI's taxonomy places the organism in Eukaryota, Fungi, Ascomycota, Sordariomycetes, Xylariales, Hypoxylaceae. The coding region runs from base 329 to 2134 and encodes 601 amino acids. The transcript is spliced from 2 exons. Gene Ontology annotation, cellular component: precatalytic spliceosome; U2 snRNP; U2-type spliceosomal complex.